This is a messenger RNA of Suillus plorans, 1542 nucleotides long. RefSeq lists its product as uncharacterized. The transcript is spliced from 11 exons. The coding region runs from base 1 to 1542 and encodes 513 amino acids. The record is from RefSeq and is a predicted model, not a curated record. Lineage: Eukaryota; Fungi; Basidiomycota; Agaricomycetes; Boletales; Suillaceae.
AUGGCAAGCCAGAUUGAUGACCAUCUGACAAACCAACACGUUAUUAUUAUUCCCGCUGCGUGGCUGUGCCAUUCGUUAUUGCAAGUUGAUCAGGCUUCUCAGGCCCGGGAGAACUUUAUGCCGCCCCUACGGUGUCGUCGCUCAUGCAUAUGUGUCUUCAUCUAUUACUAUGACUUCUGUUGUCUUGUCACUUCUUCAACUGCCCACUCGCUCGGCCAUUCGGGUUUAGGUUCUCGGUUCACUGAAAUCCGCACGGCCUCUUAUGAGGGUCGUGCGCUCACAACCGAUAUCGAGUUCGAGAUUGUGCCUAGUCUCGAUGCCGAUGUCUUGAUUGGAAUGAACUGGAUUGCUACAUGGCGCACGGUCAGGCGGGAAGCUCCCGCCAAGGACGAGAAGAAAGCAACAGACAUCGAGAGGCUCGUUGCGCAGUCUCCUAAGAAAGACAUGCCAGUUGCUCCCUCAAACGUCUCGAAGCUACCACUAGCCCCUGUUAAACCAGCAAAGAAGAGUAUUACCUUGUGGGUCCUCUGGGUAAUCUGGUACAAUAGUUAUAGGCGGUUUUUCACCAUUGUGUUCAUAGUUAAUUUCAUUGGACUUGGCUUUGCGAUUGCUGGAAAAUGGCCAUACGCAGCAAAAUAUCCCGGUGCUUUGGUCGUUGGUAAUUUAAACGUUGCGGUUCUUAAUCUUGGUGGUAUCCACAGCGGAUGUGCAAUCUCCGGCAUGGCUUGGAUAGUCCUCAUGGUCGUGCAUCAACUCAAGGCAAAGCAUAUGUUCAACGACUCUAUACUUGCCUUCGGUGUGAUCACCUCGGUUAUGUUGUUCAUCACAAUCUGUGCUGGUCUUCCGUGGAUUCGUAACACGCACCACAUUGUAUUUGAACUGAAUCACCGUUUCUUCGGAUGGACUUCCUUGUGCAUGACCUGUAGGCUCGACCCUAAUGUAGAAAAGCUUACGACUACGGAAAGUUCGGCCACCUCGGGAAACACGUUGUCCAACAACAGGCUUUCUGACACACGGUCGGAAUGUCCAUCUUCAUUGUUCUACCUUGGAUUUGCACACGACACGUCAAGGUCGACGUUGAACUGCCCUCUUCAAAAGUUGCUGUUCUCCGUUUCGAGCGUGGAUUGCAACAGGGUGCUUGCUCGUAUCAGUCGCUCGGCCGUCAAGGAAUAUCACGAUUUCGGUACCGUCUCCGAGGGUACUCAUGCAAUGUAUCACUACCUGAUUUGUGGUGUGCAAGGCGAUUUCACUAGGGGCCUGGUGAACGACCCACCAAGAAAAAUCUGGAAUCGUGAGCUGAAGUUCGCCAGUAUCUCUAAUACGUCGACCCUUUACAAGCGUGGAAUCCGUAUCUGCACUGGCACUGGUCUUGGCGUUGUCCUUUCUGCCUGCAUUCAAUCUCCCUAUUGGUACCUGAUUUGGAUCGGCUCCGAUCAAGAGAAGAUGUUCGGCCCAACCAUUAAUGGUCUCAUUUACAAGCACAUCGGUCCAGAGCGUCUCCUCCUUUGGGACUUCAAGGUCCGUGGUGGUCGUCCACCAUGA